This is a messenger RNA of Oldenlandia corymbosa var. corymbosa, 816 nucleotides long. The record is from the annotation of a GenBank genome assembly. NCBI's taxonomy places the organism in Eukaryota, Viridiplantae, Streptophyta, Magnoliopsida, Gentianales, Rubiaceae.
AUGACGAAGGAAAGGUUGGUAUCAAUUAUUCAAGAAAAUGAUAAAGAACCAUCACUCUUGGAUUCUUGGGACAUUGUGGAAUUGAAAAAUUUACAGGUGGAAGAGCAAAAUGCAGAGAAACAGCGAGCUGUUUCUUCACAGCAUGCUGUCCUGUCACAGCGCGCUGUUUUUUAUCAACAUAUUGAAACGUCUUCUCGGUUUGAAGUCUUGGCUGAUUCAGAUAAUACAAUAAAUGGGGACACGGAAGGAGAUGAUAAAUUACAGGAGGACAUUGAUUCUGAGGUUGAAAGUGACGAAGGCAUGAAAACGGAAAAAUCUCAUGAACAACCUCCUUCUUUUACCCACGAUCAGAUUUUGGUCUCUGUGGAUGAUUCGGAAAUUGGAGGUAGUUCAGACCUCAUCCAUACUGAGGAAGCUUUCGUUUCUGUUUCGGAUGGAGAACAAAGGAAGAAAAAGCGUGGACGUCCAAAAGGAUCCAAAAAUGGGGUGAAUAAAUUGGAGGAAUUGAAGCAAAGUUUACACUUUGACAAAGCAAUUUCUUCAAUCACAGGAAAAAUUUGGAUCUUUUGGACUAAUGAUUUUGAUGUUACGCUGUUGGGAGAUUCUGAGCAAGCCUUGCAUCUUGAUGUUAAACAUUUGCAAUCAUCGACGCAAUUCCUCAUCACUGCGGUCUAUGGAAAAUCUACAAGACAAGGCCGUAAUGAGCUAUGGAAAGAGCUUACACAAUUUCAGAAUCAGCACUUAGGAGAUCCUUGGAUGGUGGGUGGUGACUUCAAUGUCAUUCGUAAUCUUGAUGAAUACUCUGGAAAUUCUUAG